Molecule: messenger RNA, 1653 nt
Organism: Pseudovirgaria hyperparasitica
Lineage: Eukaryota; Fungi; Ascomycota; Dothideomycetes; Acrospermales; Acrospermaceae
Product: Low temperature viability protein
Exons: 2
Coding region: 127-1587 (486 amino acids)
Biological process (GO): ribosomal small subunit export from nucleus; ribosomal small subunit biogenesis
Cellular component (GO): nucleus; cytosol; preribosome, small subunit precursor
Source: RefSeq, a predicted model, not a curated record
CCCCACCCGGGCCGCGUUCCGUCACCGACGUUUCUCUAGCGGGGACAUCGGAUUUCUUUUGAAAGGCGCAUUCUUUUCCCACGCAAGAAACUUUCUGAGGGAUAGCACUGCUCAACGAUAUACAAGAUGCCACGCAGAAGAUUCAUCGACAAGAAGAACGCCACAACCUUCCAACUUCUUCACCGUGCACAAAACGACCCUCUCAUCCACGACAGCGAUGCCUCACAAUUCGUCUUUCACGAGGUCCAGGCUCCUACUGCUACAAAAUCAGUCUCAUAUCCUUCCUCAUCCGCCGCCAGCCAUGUCAGCCAAUCUAGCUCUGCAAGUCGGCGUGCAAAUGCGACUCUCAACGACUUGGGCUCGGAGUUUGGUGAUGUGCGCGCCAACGAGGGCGAGGCGGCGGAAUACGGAAUAUACUAUGAUGAUAGUUCGUACGACUACAUGCAGCACAUGCGUGACCUGGGAAGCGGCCAAGGCACGACAGUCUGGGUUGAGGCGCCUGGUGCGACAAAGAAGGGAAAGCAAAAGCAGAGCUUGGAAGAUGCAAUAUCUGAAGCUGCAGAUUCACAGAGUCUAGCGAGUGGCAUGAGCAGCGCGAGCCAUGCGGCUAGUGACCUGUUCAACCCUGCGAACCUGCCGAGUGAAUUUGUGAAGAAGACGACAUAUCAGGACCAGCAGAAUAUCCCCGAUGCCAUUGCUGGGUUCCAGCCCGAUAUGGACCCACGGCUGCGUGAGGUGCUUGAGGCGCUGGAAGAUGAGGAAUACGUGGAUGAAGCCGAAGAGGGCGAUUUCUUCGAGGAUCUCACGGGCGCAGGCAUUGCCGUAGAUGAGGAAGCAUGGCGCGACGGGCUUUUCAGCGACGAAGCCCACGACGACAUCACGUUCGAGGAAGACGCAGGUUGGGAAACAGACGACACGAUCAAGCCCGACAAGGAACACCACGAGACGCCCGCGCCGCCCGUCAGCGAGCCAGCCGGCGACGCAACUGGCGUGCCGCUCCCAGCGCCCGACCAAGCGCCCGCCGACCGCGAAGACACAGACUGGCAGGGCGAAUUCGCAAAAUUCAAAGCAAGCGGCAAAGCCCCGCGCGCCGCCAAAGACGCCCACCUCCCCGACCACCUCCAAGCCGGCUCGAUCAUGACAGGCGCGUCGUCACUGCUCUCCGGCCGCAAAAAGAAGCGCAAGGGCGCCCUGACAGGCACAUCCGGCUACAGCAUGUCGUCCUCGAUCCUCGCCCGCACAGAAGCACUCUCAGUACUCGACUCGCGCUUCGAGCGCAUCGAGGAGGACUACGCCAACGACGGCAACGAGGGCAUGCCAGACGACGACGGCGCCUCGCUGCGCAGCGGCAUGACGGGCAUGAGCAGGAUGAGCAGGAUGAGCGGCAUCAGCACCAUGAGCGGCGCAAGCGUCAUGCGCGAGGACUUUGACUCGCUGCUCGACGACUUCCUGGGCGGACACUCGACGCAGGGCAAGAGCGGGCGCCGCGUCAAGAAGGGCAAGCAGCAGUCUGGCAUGGAGCAGCUGGACGAGGUGCGUCAGGGGCUGGGGCCCGUGAGGCUGGGCAAGCCGCAGCAGGCGGCGUGACGGGUGUUAUGGAUUUGGAAUUAUGCUAUCAUGAUUAAUUACUGCGUGCUGGAUGAUUUAUACGAU